This is a messenger RNA of Gymnodraco acuticeps, 1848 nucleotides long. RefSeq names its product melatonin receptor 1C (gene mtnr1c). The transcript has 2 exons. Gene Ontology annotation, molecular function: melatonin receptor activity. The record is from RefSeq and is a predicted model, not a curated record. Gene Ontology annotation, biological process: G protein-coupled receptor signaling pathway. Lineage: Eukaryota; Metazoa; Chordata; Actinopteri; Perciformes; Bathydraconidae. Bases 133 to 1194 code for a protein of 353 amino acids. Gene Ontology annotation, cellular component: membrane.
GCGGUGCAGGAGUAUCCAAAAGUUAAAGACUCCUUCCAGUAAAGUCGUUUUUAAUGUUUGGUCUAUAGAUAUUAUGGGUUUCCAGCUAAGCAUUUGAGCAUUCACACCGUGACCGAUGCACCCUGAGGGGACAUGGUUUUAGAGGUGAUGGACAACAAUGGAUCUAUCUGUUUGUCCCGGAACGAGAGCGACCUCGGACUGAGCGCUUCCUCCGCCGGAGUGUCGACUGCGCUGGCCAGCGUGCUGAUCUUCACCAUAGUGGUGGACAUACUGGGCAAUGUCCUCGUCAUUCUCUCUGUAUACAGGAACAAAAAGCUCAGGAAUGCAGGUAACAUCUUCGUUGUGAGCUUGUCCGUGGCAGACCUGGUGGUGGCAUUGUACCCGUACCCUCUGGUCCUGACAGCCAUCUUCCACGAUGACUGGACCAUGGGCGACCUGCACUGCCAGGCCAGCGGCUUCAUCAUGGGCCUCAGCGUCAUCGGCUCCAUCUUCAACAUCACGGCCAUCGCCAUCAACCGGUACUGCUACAUCUGCCACAGCCUGCACUACGACCGCCUGUACAGUCUGAGGAACACCUGCUGCUACCUGGGCCUCACCUGGCUGCUCACCGCACUCGCCACCGUGCCAAACUUCUUUGUUGGCUCGCUGCAGUACGACCCCCGUAUCUACUCCUGCACCUUCGCCCAGACAGUUAGCUCAUACUACACCAUCUCUGUGGUCGUUAUUCACUUUCUGAUCCCGCUGCUGGUUGUGUCCUACUGCUACAUGAGGAUAUGGGUGCUGGUAAUUCAAGUGAAACAUCGAGUUAAACCGGAGCAAAGGGCCAAACUGCAGCCUAGUGAUGUGAGGAACUUCCUGACUAUGUUUAUGGUGUUUGUGUUGUUUGCCUUCUGCUGGGCUCCACUGAACCUCAUUGGCCUGGCUGUAGCUAUAAAUCCUGUGAAAGUUGCGCCCAACAUACCCGAGUGGCUCUUUGUCACAAGCUACUUCAUGGCGUACUUCAACAGCUGCCUCAACGCGGUCAUAUAUGGACUGCUAAACCAGAACUUCCGUAAAGAAUACAAGACGAUCCUUCUUGCUAUUUGCAUCCCACGUUUGCUCCUCAUGGAGACGUCCAGGGGCGCCACCGACGGAAUGAAGAGUAAGCAUUCGCCAGCUGUAACGAACAACAAUGUGGCAGAAUUAAAUGUAUAAACGUAAUGUUUUCCCGGGAAACUUUGUUGAAGUUUCUGUGGAGCCUCAUUGUGGAUGUGUGACCUCACCCAGUGCCUUCUCACAAGAUGUGUUUCAUUUUGGAGAAAACACUACUGCCAUCGUAUUCCUACUGCCACUGUUCCAUAAUAAUCAAUUGUAUCACCGUUACGUUGCAUUCCUUUGUGACCCCUUUACUCUUUUAAAUACAGACCAACUGGUAAACAAGCACCAAGAAAACAGGAAACUAGUCAGUGUCCACCUAAAAACAUUUGGACCCUUUAGGGUAAUCUUUUAUUCAGUGAGUUUUACGAUAUUGACACUGUAUAUCUUAUGGACAGGGGCGGUUCUAGGGGGGGCCAGGGGGGGCAGUGUCGCCCUAACACUGACUUUGGACCCCCCUGUGGCCCCCCUAAAAAUGAAAAAAUAAAAAGGUUAUGAUUAAACGAUUUCUUGGCUGACGGAAUAGGCGGAAGUAACCAUUUGUGUCACUCUAGUCGGACCCAUUAGAGCAGGGGUCUCCAACACGUCGAUCACGAGCUACCGGUAUCUCGCAAGCCCUCAAUAGCCCCCACUUUACAAAUAUGUUGUUGUUUUUUUAACGCAAGCCGUCAUCGCCACGGAGGAGCGCACAGCCUCUGUGAGCGAGCGAGACAG